Monomorium pharaonis (pharaoh ant) is the source of this 11977-nucleotide messenger RNA. RefSeq names its product E3 ubiquitin-protein ligase TRIM71. Gene Ontology annotation, molecular function: protein binding; ubiquitin protein ligase activity. Gene Ontology annotation, biological process: protein polyubiquitination; proteasome-mediated ubiquitin-dependent protein catabolic process. The record is from RefSeq and is a predicted model, not a curated record. The transcript has 6 exons. Lineage: Eukaryota; Metazoa; Arthropoda; Insecta; Hymenoptera; Formicidae. The coding region runs from base 4104 to 7013 and encodes 969 amino acids.
CUCUUGUGAUGACCUUGGAAGCUCCCACGCUGUUCUCAGUAUUGGGUACCCUGGUGGGGGAAAUUCGUUCAUCGAUGUCCCGGCCACCCACACCGGGCGAUUUUCACCCCUCCGAGCCCGCUGCGCCCUUAACGAUCAAUGGUGAGGGGAAUUUCUCUAGGUAUCUUUGAAUUAUCGUAUCCUGAGAAUCGAAGCGGAAUUCGAUCAAAUUUAGAGAUGCAGAAUUGCUCGCUUUCCGGAAAUUUACGGUUACUAAUCUUUCGUUAAAUGAUAAACUAUGUACGUACUACUAAUAUUUUACCGGAUUGAUAUUUUACUGAACAUAUUUCAGAUGCUGUAUGCAUUAGAUACACAUUGUGCCUUGAAUCUAUCAAACUAUUUUUAAAAGUUUUUUUCUUUUUUUUAAUCAAAUUUCUAUUUAGAACUAACGCUUUCUAUUUAAUUUUCACGACGAAAUGCUCGCGCUUUUUUCCAUAUAUUUCUAGUUUAAACUAUAACUUAAUUACCGUGUGCGUGUUAAAAUUUUUAAUGAAUAACAUUGAUUUUAUAUUGAAUCUUGUGUUAAAAUAAAUGCCAUAAAAAACAAAAUAAACGAUUGAUAUUACAAUCACUAAAAAAAAUUCUACAAAAUUUCUUAUCGCACGUAUCUCGUGGCUGUAAUUGUGUUUUUUUUUUAUCCCUCACAAAAUUCAAUUUCGCAUAUGCUGUUAUAAUAGCGUUAUUCCCUCUUCCUCUCGUGCCUCUCGCGCGGUAUGGCUUGGAUUUCAAAGAUCUUCAGUAUCGAAACUAAAUUUGAUACAUUCCGCUAUAAGUGUAUCGGGGCUGGUGGGCCCACGCGAGCGUCCAAUUUCAAUUGUCAUCCGAUGCGUUCGACGCGACUAUCCGCAUGAGAGUGCCCACUCCGCCCUUGCUCGCGCAUGGAUAUGCAUUGAGAGGAGAAUACGUGUGCACGCGCGACUCUCCCCCGGAGGGAUUUGCACACGUGCACUGCGCGUACACCCGCGCACACUGCCGUCAUGAACGGCCCGUGACCGACACAAUUGCACUAUUGCACGUGUGCGCACGUAGCCGGCGAGGGAGGAAGAGAAUGGGAUCGUGCACAGAAGAAGGAAGGCAAAGGGAUAAAUCGAAAGAGAGAAAGAGGGAGGAGGAGGGUGGCUCGUGAACGAGCUGGAGAAAAGGGGAUGAAGAGGCAGACAAGGGUGGGGGGUCGCGCUCGAUCGUUAAAGCGGCAUGAUCGCUCUCUCCCUCCACCACCACCACCACCACCACCACGCGUUCCCUCACGCCCAAGUUGCCCAUUCAUAAAGUUGCACGUUCCGCUAAUUCUUAGCAUCUCGAAUCUCGUUCAACUCUUUCCCGAUGGUAUCGCAGCAAUAUAGAAGAAAUCGGUUUAGACAAUGGAGAACAAUACGAGCAAUUCUCUCUUUUAAAUUUGUAUUUAAUUAAGUAUUUGUUUUUGUAUAAAAUAGCAAUGCAAGGAGAAGACGAACGAUAGAAAAUUGUGGUGGAAGAUUGAACGUCCCGGGAAACGGAAACGUAGAUUACAAUUUGGAUGCUGUGCCUUGAUUUGUUAAAUGCGAUUCGUUCUUUAAAACAAAUUCUCGGAAUAACGGAUCCAAGAUCGAGCAUUUACACAUGAAAGAUAAAUGAGCUACGUGUGUACAAUAUAACAUGGGCGUAUACAGGGGAGGAAGAUCUCGAAAGUCUCCGAAGUUUUAUUCUCUUAUUUUUAAUUAUAAUAUACAACUUCACUUUUGAGUCAGUAAAUUUUUUGUUAUAUAAAAUAUUUUCUCUAAAUUACAAUGCAUGUAAAUAAUUUUUAGAAUUUUCAUUAGAGCUUUGAUAGAGUUUAAUAGUAUCUAUUGCUAUUCUCGAAAGGAUAUAACGGCGAUAUAAAAAAUUAGUUACGUAACUCAAUGGCAAAUGAUUAGAAUGGUAUGGCUCUUAUUGAUUCAUAUUACUAUGAAUUUUAAAGAUGUGUCACAUCGAUUUGAGAAAAAUCAUAAUAUAGUGUGUGUGUGUGUGCGUGUGUAAAGUUUUUAAUUUUAAAUAUUGAUCAUUAAUAAGUUAUUUUACAAAAUGUAAAUAGGGAAUCCAUACUAUUUCCACUAUGUAUUUUUAUUUUAUUAAUUAUCAUAUAAUGUAUUUAACUGUGAAAAAAAUCUAAUAUAAAAAAUACAUAAAUAAUUCCUAUAGAAGUAAUCUUGAAAAUUACGACACAGAAUUCUGUUCGAGAUUAUCGACACAGAAAUCUGUUAGAGAGUAAAUAUUUGAUAUGUCUAAAAAGUUUGUGAACUUAGUCUAAAAUUAUCUAAAGAGAGAAAAAAAGAAAGGGGAAAGGGGAGGAAAGGGAAAACUUUGAUUGCUGUAAGAUAACGUAAAAAAGUUUUUUAUUAUUGAUACACAAGAUCAAUAAUUUAUUAUUUAAUUAUAUACCAGCGUUACUUAUAAAAUAAUUAGCGUUUUAUUUACACUUAAAUAUGCCUUUUUGAGAUGUCGUAGGACGAUGAAGCUUCUACAAUUGACAAUGACGUAAAUGGAAAUUUUACUGUUAGCUCGACAGCCCAGUGUAAUUCCGCUCCCAUACAUAAAGCAUUCUUGUUUUACUAUCCGCCGCCGACAGCCAUUAAAGAUCCAAUCCAUGCCAAUUAAAGAUUCAUUGAUAAUUAACGACCCAUGACGCGUGUUCGUGCGAGAGGAUUGACCCGCGCGGCUCCAACGCAACACCUGUUCCUCCUGGAAUGAGACUUGGCUUGUGCCCGAUCGACCCUAACUGCCGGCUGAAGGUCAUCGUCGUCGUCGUCGUCGUCGUCGUCGUUAUUCUCCUCAUUCUCGUUCCCGUCGUCGAGGAGUGAGAGGAGGCGAGAGAUGCCGCAGUGCUCCUGUGAGCGAGCAAAUAAAAGGCCGCCCGGCAUUGAGCGGGCGCCUCCAUUCAUGGUUUCCGGGCGCAGGCGUACCGCGCGGAAACCGCAUGGCGCUGCCCGGGGAAGGGGUUCGCGAGAAGUUCACCUACGCAGAGAGCCCCCGGCAUCUCGCGAUGCGUGGGCGACGUGGGUGAUUCAGAGGUAGAGCGCGAGCCGGAGUAAAGGGCGGACGUUCUCGCGCGCCGGCUCGACUCGCACGGCUUCUCGCAACCCCCAGCUCGCUCGGCGAAGGGUGGCAAAGCGCGGCUGAGAAGAAAAACCGCUUCGCACUCGCGCCGGGAUCUUCGCCGGGUCCGCGUGGUGCAAGUCUACGGCAUCCUACGCGCCGGUCGUUUCCUGACGCGCCCGCGGCGGGACUCGUCCAGUGAGUUCCGUGGCUCUUCUCCUCGCGACGAUCCUCCCCGUCACCUGGGAUCUUCGUGCCAAAAAUAGGCGCGCGGGAAUCGUGAACCCUCCCCCCGUCCAGGAGUCGACGCUCGUCGAGAAUGGAACGCGGGAAUCUCACGGGAAAUCGUACGCGAUCCCGACGAUUGUUCUCGAACCUUUUAACUCCGGAGUCUCUUGUCACUCUUCUUUGAAGUCCGCGCUUUCUUACGCGCCGCAGCCUACAGAGAUCAGGAGAGUCCAGAGAGACUAGGUUCAAAACGCCGAAAAACACGACGAAGAAAGUGAGAAAGUUCAGUGAAACUGUCCGCAACCGUAACGAACGCCUGUUUCCAGUUUGAUAAUCUUCGACAAGAAAGAGACAAAAGAAAAGAGAAAGACAGUUCGUGUGUUGGCUGUUGUUACGUGGGUAUACGAGAUCGUUUCUAAUACAUUAUUCUUACGGUCUUACUCUUUGAACGAUAAGGCCUAUCGCUCGGCCUACUCAUCCCUUGACUGGUCGAACUUUAAUCCGCGACGGUCAAUAAGAAAAAUUAAUAUCAGCUAUUUGCGACUCAUUUUUAUUAAUCGCUCGUAAAAGCGUUUCAAUAUUCCCCUAGUAUUAAAAAAUAAAAGUCACCCUAUUGAGGAAUCCAAAAACGUUCGGGGAGCUCAACGCGAUCGCUCGGGCCUCUAAGUAGUCGAGCUCAAGCAUUACAACGGACGCUCGGUGCGGCUCGCUCCGGCAGCUAGCCCCGGUCCCACCGCGAGUGUGUUCCUCUCGCGGCUCUCCACUCGGACAGCCUCGGAGGCAUGCGGAGAUUCUACCCGGCCGCAUCCGACCGAGCGGGUGGCCAACUGUGCUGCGUCAGUGUCCAGUCGACGAAGACGUUGAUCCUGGAGAGAUACGCGAGCGUGGACAUCUCGGGAAGCAUGCUCGCCGCACAUCGCUACGACUGCCGCUCGUACGAGAGGAAAACAAGAUUUUUCAAACGCGCGACACAAGAGACCUCCUUGGAUCUUUAUCAGGAAUUUUUGCCCGCCACGAUGAAUCAAUUGAAAACUCCCCGCAACAGAAUAGAUUGCAAUCGCCACUCUAUGCAACUCACAAACAAGCCUCGGAAGCAAGAUGAUCAACACUUUACGCCAAGGAAGUUCACAGCCGCCAAGAAGAUCCGAUCAUACCCGGACUCCAGCCCAAAUCGCUUUUCGAAGCAUUUUCCUCCGGGCAAACUGUCGCAACCACAACCCAAGGACUGCGUAUUAAAUCGCACGAACCUCAAUCGCGUAGAUUCCUUGAACGAAUGUCCGAAACUGUACAGUCCAAGUCCUUUGCCGGCCAGCUCGCUGAGCUGCUCGAGCGAGAGUCGUUCGAGCUCCUCCGAUGACAAUCUAAUGAGUCAUUCGCCAGUUCACCAGCUGGACGAAAUGCCAGACCAUUUCGAGUAUUUUCGAAUGUUUGAGGAUGCCAGCAUAACUGAUGUACCUGGUUCAAGCUUCUCGGGCUAUUCAAGCGAGAGCUACCGGCCGAGCUAUGAGACAUUCGAGGAUCUCAACAUGAAUCUUCUGAAGUUUGAUUUGCUGGACGACAUCUCCAGGCGACAAUCGCCCGUGCGUGAGGAAUACAGCCCGAGUGUUCAGGGAGACGUGAUCAAUGAGCCGUUAAUAACUUUGACGAGGAAUGAGUUGGAGAAAGACGAGAGCGACACAAGUGUACUAUCACGAAUACAGCGAACUCGUAGCCCGAGUAUUCAGAGGGAUCUAUCCGAGUCACCAUUGAUCCCGACGAUAUUAGAGGAGUUGGAGAUUAUUGAAAGAAAGAAGAAUUAUUCAGGACAACAGUCACCUGCGAGCGAACAAUGGGCUCAGAACAUAGAGGAGGAUGCGAUUUCGAGCAAGGAAGAGACGGCAAAAGAGACCCCCGAGGGAGAUCGAGCGCACGAUCAGCCGCUUAAGGCCUUGACACCGUCGUCGUAUCAAUGCAUUGAUCAUCCGUGCACGCAAUUGUUUUAUUGUCAGACUUGCUGCAAAACCAUCUGCAAGGAUUGCGCUACUCCGUGCGUUCACAAGCACGUGACGGUGGAAUUUGCCGAGUUCCUCGACACCGCCCAGCGUCAGGCUGAAGAGGUGCUGACCGAGGCCUACCUCGGGAUCGACGUUCUCGCGGAUGACAUGGAAAAUAUGGGGCUGGACAUUGCAGCGUUAGAUCAGAGAGCCAGGGAAGCGCUCACUGAUGUUAAGUUCUUUUCACGUAGAAUGUGGUCUGCGGUGGAGGAGAGGGAGAAGAAAUUAUUUAAACAGAUUGUGGAAACGCGCCGAUGGAAGUACGAGGUCCUUCACGAGAAAUACAUGAAUUUGAAGGAGGAUAAGACACGGCUAUCGCAAGCCGUUAGUGCUCUCAAAUGCGCUAUCCACGACGCCCGAUCAUCCCCUGUGUGUAAUCCUGAUGACCUUUUGCAGAGGAAAGAUAUGGUGUUGGCUGAGAUUUGGCAAAUUCGUCAAAAUCGGAAGGCAAAGGUUCGAUCUAUCCGAGAUGAGAAUUGGAUUUCCUUCAGAAGUUCCGACAGUAACGUGCUAUCAGUGAUCGCCAACGGAGGAAACGUCAUGGUGAACGGCCCAGGCACGAUCGGCGACCGUUUACCGAAUCGCGAUUGCAAACUAUCACAACCGUAUUUCCCAUACGGAAUAAGCGAACAUAUGCUGCAAUCGAUUCCGCGGGGUCGUCCGAUAACGAAUUACGAUCGCAACAUCUGUCUCCCUGCAAGAUCAUCCGAAUUGCAGGUCAGGAGCACGGACGUCAUAAUUCUCGGCUACUUCGGCGAAAAUAAUCCCGACAAUCUCUGCCGCCCGUGGGGAUUGACUUGCGACCACGAGGGUAACAUCAUAAUCAGCGAUCGGUCCAAUAACCGUAUACAGAUCUACCGUGAGGACGGCACGCUGAUCAGGAAAUUUGGAUGCUACGGAAACGGCCCUUGUCAGUUCAAUCGUCCAGCCGGGAUCGCCGUCGACGCCAGACAUCGUCUUAUCGUGGUCGACAAGGAUAAUCAUCGCGUUCAGAUUCUGACGCUGGAGGGAGAAUUCCUGAGGGCCUUCGGCGAGCACGGCGAGAAACAGGGGCAAUUCUGUUAUCCGUGGGACGUAGCCGUAAACUCAGUUUGCGAAAUCGCAGUCACAGACACGAGGAACCACCGUGUCCAGUUGUUCAGCCCCGAGGGAAUUCCCUUACGUAUGUUCGGUGGCCAAUCGCAUCAGCUGAGAUACCUGGACUCGCCACGCGGUAUCUGCUUCAGUCCUGAGGGCAAGCUGAUCGUCACGGAUUUCAACAAUCACCACGUUUUGAUAAUUGAAUAUAACAUGAUGGAGAGCCAUAUACUUAAAUGCGAGAAGGAGUCAAAGGUCAGGAGGCAGGACGGGGAAAGUGGCGAUGAGCCAAAUGAGGAAAAUACCCCCACGUUUCAGAGACCUCAAGGCAUAAUAGCGGCUGACGACGGGAGUAUUCUCGUUGCCGAUUCCCGCCACAAUUCAAUCAAGGCGUUCAACUCAUUCGGAUCGUUACUCUACUCUUACAAGCCCGGUCAGGAAGAAAUGGACCGUCCAUUGGGUAUAGCCCUUCAUUGGGACGGUAGAAUAACGUUUACGGAUUACGGACGUAAUUAUGUACGCCUAGUAAAGCUGGACCGUCAGGUGGACCCGGUGCCGAGGAAUACUAUCAUGUUCGGUUGACACUUCAGGAUCGCGGACGCAAUGUUCUGAUGAUCUAAUGAAAACUUCAGGGAUUUCUGUUUCCAUCAAGCAUGAGCGGUACCGACCACGGCGACAGCUAUCGCAAUUUUUAUAAUUGCAACGCGUGGCGCAAUUUUGGAGCCACCAGUAAAUUACGUUAGAGGGUAUAAUUGUUUGCAAAACAAGAGGAGGGAAGGAAUCUCGUUCUUUGGUCUCAUUCCGCGUCGCGAGAUCGCUUUAUAUAAGACGCUCAAUUUUAAUCUUGAUAAAAGGUUGCAAUUUACUUUUUUAGCACAUUUACAAUAUUUAUUGAAAUAACCCGUGAAAAAAUCUCCAUAUUAAAAUAGAUCAAAUUAUGUCAAAAGAAUCAAGUUAUAGACCAAAUUAUAGAGCGGAUCUAAUUUUACAACUCGAUUGAUAAAAAUUAGAUCUGCCCUGAUAUAAUUUAAUCUAUAAUUUGAUUCUGGAUAUGAAGAUUUUUUCCCGGGAAUAUGCAACUCUCUUAUCUCUGAUUAAUAAUUUUGUAUUAUUAUUUAUCUGUUUUAAAAUUUUGAAAUUUUAUUGCGUAAUCCGCUGUAUCUUCUGAUUGGACACGAAAUGCUUAGCUCGGAUAUUUUUAGAUCUUUAUUCUUUAUCCUGUGUAAAUACAACAGAAAGAUAUUGAAUCAAAGUAAAGAAAAAGAAUAACUACGAUAAAUGUUUUGAACGAUUAAAUGAUCAAAUAAAAUUGAUCGAUAUGCUGUACUAAAAGAAUAAUAACGACGAAAAUUAAUGAGUUAUUGAUAGAUCCCGAUAUAAUCAGCGAUCAUGUUUUAUUAAAGCAUUUUAUUGUUGUUAAGAAAAUUCGAUUAUUAUUCGAUUAUUCGAAUUAUGUAGAUGCUUUUUUUCUUGUUUUAUAUGUUACUUUAUGCGACUAAUGAGUUUUGUCUGUUUUACUAAAUUAAAUCAUAAAUUUAAUUAAUAUCAAUUAAUUUGCAGAUUUGUAAGAUUCCCUUACGUUUUUCUAAAUGCAAUUAUGCAUGACGCUAAACUACAAUUAUUUUGUUUAUACGUUUAUAUAAAGUAGAAAUUGCGAGAGAAUUAUUAAUGCAUGCAAUUUUAUAUUUUAACUUUACACUUUUAUAAAUUUUUUAAGUGUGUAAUCAAAUAUAUCAAUUGAUUUAUUUUAUUUGUAUUGAUUUCUUCACAAUAUAAUUGCGUUUUUAGUAUUAUAUAAAAUAAUAAGUAUUGAUAAUUUUAGAAAUUCUUCAUAUAUCUUAUCAUCGAAAUCAAGCACAUUGUAAUUAAGAAUCUUUGCCAUUGCUUUCACUGUUACAAAUUUCUUAGACUCAUUAAUUUUGCCAAAAUAAUAGAAUUUUAAUUAAAAUUGAAUUUAAUUACAUUUUUAUCUCUUACAUAAUGAAAUCUAUCUAUUAUAUAAUAACAUUUUUUAACAAGUCAGAAGAUUUUUCGGUCGAACUAAAUUUGUAUAUAUCUAUUUUACACAGCAACCUUUGCGUUACUCGGCAUCUUAGUAUUUCAUAUUUAGGAGACUUAUGGAUUUAGCAAAUCCAUAAGCAAACGGAAAAAAAUGUUGAUCGAAAAACAGACAACGAGAUAACUUGAAUAAAAUGUCAGAUUUUAUUAGAACGUGGAAAUUAUGCCACUAGAAGAAUUUUUUUUCCAAAUUUUUGGAGCGUCAUUGUUCUCUUGAAGAAAAGUCAAGAAAGGCAAAGUAUAAUAUUAUUAUUAUAAUAACAUUAAGCAUUAGCCAGUAAGUUCAUUGUUAAGAUAAUUACCUGAUAAUGUUAGACAUUAAUAAUGUAAUUAAUCGUUAUCGCUGGUUGAUGAUGAUUAGUACAAAAUGUAUGAGUGCUUACGAGAGAGAGAGAGAGAGAGAGAGAGAGGAAGACCGUUAAAAAUUUCUCGUUGAAAGAGAAAGGCAGCGGGACGCUAAUUGUUUCUUCGUGGUUGUUUAAAAGGUCCGGUUGAAAUGGAAAUUAAAUGUAUAUACAUUCUUAGCGUCGUUGUAAAGGAUACGGUGCGCUUUUACGAAUUAUACGAUGUAUAAUCUCGUAUGAAUAGUGGUCCACCGACUCUCUCGGAUCCGUUGCAAAUUUAUGCGAAAUGUUCCUUGGGCAUCUUCCAUGUACGUACGAUUAUCUUGAAACAAUCAAUGUAUAUUGCAUUUUUGAGAAAUAAUAAUUCUCCAAGCCGCAUUGGUCGUUCCAUCACUCACAAAGAGUAUUUCGCAUUCAAGCGAACUUUAUUCCUUAAAACUCUUUCCUCUAAAGCUGCUAAUAUAAAGCUGCUUAUUUAAAAUAAAGAGUAACGUUUAUACAUAGAGGAGAUUUUAAUAUUUUUAAUGAAUAUAAGAAAUUAUCCAAUGGAAGAUGCGCAGCAUAAAAAUCGUGUAUGAAAGCACUUUUCUAUGAAUGUCUUUAUGUGUGGGAAGUAAUUGGUAUAUCGCUCUAAUAUUUCGUAAAGUGGCGGCGGUAUUACUACCUCAUCAGCAAAUUAUUUCUAUGAGAAAAUUAUCUUGUAACACAUGUACAGAGUGUUUCUUGAAUAUUGUCUGAUAUUUUAGGAAUUAAUAUUUCUAAAUCAUUUCAUGAAAGAGCUUAUCUAAUGUCAAUUUUUCUCUAUGAAAAACUUUCUAAGAUAUUUUACAAAUCUCAUCAAAUUAUUUGGUUUUUCUUAAUAAUUCCUAUAGAUGACAAGAAUUUUAAUUUCAAACUCAGACCAGUAAACAUACAGUACUAUUCUUAUUAUGUAUUUAUUAUAGUAGAUAAAGAUUAUUAUAGUAGGUAAACGAUUUUUAAAAAACUAACAGCAUACAAAUUGAAUUAAAUGUAUGUAUACAUAUAGAAGAAAUAUUAAUUUUGCUACUUCUUUAUAAAGAUAAAUUACUGAAUAGAAAAAAAAUGCAAAUUGAAUAAUUGCUUUUCUGAGCAUAUAAUAAUUUUUUAUUUGUGGUAUCACAUUAUUGUGAUACCACAAACUCAUAGAAUCGGUUGUUCCAACUUCUUGGUAAAUUUAUCUAUCAAGUAAAUAUAUGUUUGUCUUUAUUUAUUUAAGAAAAGAAAUGAAGAUAGAUACAUGCUUAUCUGGUAGGUAAAUUUACCAAGAAGUUGGAACAACCGGCCCUUAAACUUGUAUACCAAUGGAAGAAAUCAAUUUCUUUAUAUAAGUAAAAAAUAAAAAGCUUUUUUAGUUAUUAAAAAUUCAUUUCUAAGAUAUAUUUGACAGAGUAUUCAAGAAAUAAUCCGUGUAACGUGUUUAAUGCAACAUGCUCACUUAACGUGUAAUGCCAAGUUUCGGCUGUGUUAAACACAUAAAAAAAAAAGUCAUGCGUGCCCACUUUGCGACAUACAGCCGUGAGUCGCGCGCCGGUAUUUUUUUAAAUGAAUAAAAAGCGCGCGCGAGCUUUCACGAGAGGAUCCGGAAGGGAUCGUGCGACUUUCCUUGAACGAUCUUUCAUAAGUGUAAGUACAAUUAAAGAGAAACUACGUAUAUUAGACGACAUUCUGUAUGUGUUACAUCCACUACACGAGAUGUUCAAUAGAGAUCGAUUUCUUCUUAGAUCGCGUUAAUGGUUCCCGGGGAAGGAUUACCGGCGACGAACAAUUUCUUGUUUUACAGGGAUAUUGUACGUCCUUUUUGUCGCGCGUCAUUCCAAAAUAGCGCAUCUGCGUAGUUACACUUACACUCUCGCGUAGAUAUUGUUCCGCGCGUAUCAGCAAAGCAGAUUUAAAACAUUAGAGCUACUGAAGCAGUUAAAACUGAUUUGUAAUUUUUUUCAAUUUACUCAAACUUAUUGUAUAUUGCGUCUGUUUAGGUUUCCUGCGACUUUUGUUGCAAUACGUAAAUAAUUAACUGACUUAUACUUUCUUCCUUCUUUUCUGAAGAUGUGAUGUAUAGUACAUUUAAAUGAAGUUAUUCGUCGGUAGUUCUAGUGUUCAAAGCAAAUGUUCACGCUAACGAAUCACACGAUCAAUGCAACGACGAAGGUCCGUUUGAAAAACGGUCGGAAAUUCAAGUUUCUUUCCACAAGGAUCAUCGCGAAUGAAUUUGUUGAGAAGCGAAGACGGGACAAAAAAAAGGUCGGCCAAAGAAAAAAAGAAAAAAUGAAGAGUGAAUCAAAAGUAAUAUACAUUUGUCCGAGAAGACACUAAAAGAAUGUUCUUCGCAUUCAUUUUGCAUAUCAUAAAUUUGCUCAUACAAGCAAUUACAGUUUGUUACUAGCCUUUAAGCGCGGGACUUUUUUGAAAGAGAAAUCAAUUAACUUUCUGGGACGUGGCAUUUUUUAUGUCAGGUCUUCAAUUCAUGUUAAUCCGUCGAUGACGCAUGCGCUUUUCUUUACAUAUGGACAAAUACAUAUUAAUAGGCUUGUGCGAUAAGUAUUUUGUGUAGGUGUGAUGUUCUUCUCUGUAUAGAAUAAUUCGUUUCUAUAAUGUUACAUUUUUUAAACAAUUUAAAAAAAUAUGUUGCCUAAAAAAAUUUUUGAUGAUUUAGCUCUGGCAGCUUCGUCUUGUUUGCGUUUUUUGUUGUAUCUUAUAUGUAUGUGUAAAGCGUUGACAGUGGAUGUUGAAGAGCAGAGUGUGUGAAUUGUGCCCAUAUUAAAAACUAUAUAUAGAUUGAGCGGUGAAGAAAAUGCGCGAAUCGCAGCGUUCAUCGACAAAUUCCUCUUCAUAUGAAAGUUUAUAAAAAGUUCUUUAAUAGUAACGCAGUGCCAAAUACUGUGUAAUUUAUGAAAAGGAAUAAAAGUCAAGUAGAAAAAAAAUUGCACUGAUCGUGGAAUAAAAUUCACGUGUUAUAUCUACUUUUGCGUUCGAUGCAAAAAUGAUGCUUAAAGUAUCAAUAUUAGUUAAUUGAAGUUGAAUAACGCGUGGAUUAAAUGAAGUAACAUUAUGACAAAAGGUUCUAUUUAACGUGCUUUCACGAUAAUAUAAUAUUUGCGAAUAAAAGUGAAAAAGAAAAUUAAA